This is a messenger RNA of Seminavis robusta, 4284 nucleotides long. The record is from the annotation of a GenBank genome assembly. Lineage: Eukaryota; Bacillariophyta; Bacillariophyceae; Naviculales; Naviculaceae.
AUUUUCUUCUCUCAACGUUCACCGGGAGAGAUCGAGUGGACCAUUGUGGGAGAAGAAGGGCUGUCAAGAAGGGACACUUGUCAACCUCCAGCAUUGUCCACGAAAGAAGAGGCAGCAAGAGUCAAUCGAGCGACUUUGAUCUUCCUCGCAUCCUGGAAAAGAGAGGUUUCCUCUAGUCACAUUUUCUUCGUUGUCGGUUGGAAACUCCACGCGGAUCGCAUCGCCUCAUCUUUGUUUGUCCCAAGGUAGCUAGCUAGCAAGAUGGUAAAGUACAAGCAGAAUGCCCCUGAUUUGGGCGACAAUGUUCUCGUCAAGUACGGAAGAUAUGGUACUGAGUUUGCCGCUGCUCGUUUGGUUGUAACUGAAGAACAAAGGCCGGGCUCGGUUUUUAUCCAAUGGGUUGACCGUGGAGAUCGAGCUUGGGUGGCUCAAGAGAGUGUGGAAAAGAUGGAAGAUCUGUCCAAGGGAGGACGUCGGAGUCGGCGAGGAUCGAGGUCAUCAUCAGUCGCGCCAACAACAUGGGUCAACCAGAAGAAGAUCAAGAAAGAAGUCAAGAAAGAGCCCAAGGUCGAGUCCGCCGAAAAGAAACCACAGAAAAAGGCGGCAAAGGCAACAAAUAAUAAUAGUGACAAGGACAAGAAGACAAAAGUCAAAGUAGAGUCGGUACCCAAGAAAACACAGAAAAAGAAGAAAGUAUCGUCCAGGGGGAAGGCAAAAGACAAGGGCAAUUCAUCGUUGGGUUUAGAAGACACGGAUGAUGAAGCACCAAGAGAGCCCGUUGUCAAACGGACGAAGCUCAAGAAAACCACAGGCAAGAAAGGGUCGUCUGCCGGCAAUGAAUCAUCAGCAGCUUCCAAAGAAACGGGAUCAAUUCUCAGCAACGAAACCGACAAGGACAAUAGAAGCAGGUCGACCAGCGACAAUCCACCGUUUAAAGACCGCGCAACAAAGCAGGAAGAAUUGACUUCUACAGAUGAGGGAGCGGGGAAAACGGCACAUUCUUCGCAGGGCAAGUCAAUACAGGGAAAUGAAAAGAGACCGGGACGAACUGAUGCUCUUGAUGUGGAGGCGAGAGACAAAUUGAAUGAUGGUCAGGAGGCAACAACAACCAGCAAAUCGGGUUCCAACGGAGGCUCCUCUAUGAAAGUUCCUCGGAAAGGCCAAUCCAAGAGUACCUUGGAGAAAACUGAUUCGGCCAAGGCUGGGCCGCCAUUGGCUCAGCAGUCUCGACAGCAACUCACAGACGGCGGUGAUCCAAAGCUUCCAAAGGAGACGCCAAAGCUCCCAAAGGAGUUGCCAAAGCUUCCAAAGGAGGUGCCACAAUCUUCGGCUUCCCAACCUGCUGUUGCUGCAGAAAAACUUCAGAGGUCUUCCGUAGCUCCUCAUCCCAAUCGUACAGCAAACGCCUCAACGGCAUCGGGAGCAGGCAACAAAUCCUCCGCCACUGCUAGUGCUGGAGGUGACUCGCAGUCUGCAAAGAGCGCGAACACGGACGAGGAAGUUCUACAAACAAGGGUGCCAGGACGCGCAAAGCAACCAAUGACGAACGUCUCCACUUGUAGUACAGCGUCGCAACAACACACCGCCAAGCCAAAGCCAAAAACGAAAAUUAUAGUUACGCUAUCGGAUGAUAGCACUGACGAGGAGGAGGACGACGCUGGUGAAGCUUCAACGCGCGUCUCUCAUUCAACUACCAACUCUUCCACUGUCAGGAACGCUCCUGUUCACAUCGCGAAGGAGACAACAAAAGCAGUUCCAAGGGAUCCAGCCUCAAAGAAGGCCAGCCAGAACAAUUCCGCGGUACCCGCGAAAAGCCUUCCAACGACGGGGGACCAAUCCACUUCCUCCUCUGAUAGGAAUGUCCUGCGACCAAAACCGCGCAAAGACCCGAAUGUGGCGCAUGGUAGGCCCGGGAAACAAAACAAGGCUCGUCCGGAGCAAUUCACUGGCAGUCUCUCAUCGGCGAGGACGCUGGAGCCUACUAGACCAAACCCUCGCAAAGCCGCGAGCGGACGGAAGGAACCCACCAAAACUACCUCCAUGGUUUCGGCCGGGUCAGGGGCUUCUCAGGUGACUCACUACAGAACACUGACUUCAACGGCUUCAGAAGUAGCUGCUUGUUGCGACCUGCGAGUGCAAAUUACUCGUUUCGAAGACGCCUUCAUUCAGCUCCAUGGACAUCCUCCAAAAGGGGCUGCUGAACGUGCACCAUUGGCUACAACCUAUUCUCAGUACAGGGAGUUGAAGCGUGCCAUUCGUGCUGAUGCUGCCUGUCGCAUUCAAGCACUAUUUCGAGGCGCUCGACUUCGCUGGGACCUCAUGAGAAGUGAUGACUCCAAGAUUAGCGACAUUGUACGCCGCCGAGCUGGUCGAAAGGAAUUCAGCGGCCAAACUGUUGCCUCGGAGAACGAAUCAGGCACUAUUCUCGAGGAAUCCCAUCGUGCUUCUCGCGCUGUCCAAACAACCGUUGGCAUCAACCGGACCGCUGCAGUUGUUGCACCACCACGAGUAAGGACUAGUGUCGUCGUCGAAGAACGCAGGAAGGAAUCUGUGAUUGCAAGAGGAAACGACAAGCCCACAGCCCAUGGGCGGGCUGCGGACAAGGCAAAAUCGUCUGCGAAUGCUACUGUCCGAGAGAGCAAAACCAGGGAUAGAGAAAAGCCAAGAAAGGAGCCUGUGGUUGAGAACCGAGCAGCUAAUGUUCCCAAGUUGAAUGACGGCAACAUCGCAACAAGGCAGGAACCUACUCUCUGCAAGCAGGAGUCGACCACAUCAGUCACGGAAGCUCUUCUGGCUUCCGGAAGCACUGCAAAGUUGAAGGAACCGGCGUGGAUUUCUCUUUCGGAAGGAGAUUUAGAACCUGCUGCGGCGCAAUCAGACCGCCGGCCACAGGAGCAGAAUGCAGACAGUCGAGUGCAAAACCCAUUGGCGGCUGCUGCAACACGGGCGCCACAGGCCAACGAAGCUCCUGCUACUUCUGCACAGAUGAGCAAAAACAAGGCUGCUGAUCCUGUCCCAAGUCUUCCUGCCCAAAAGCAGUCAACUCAUGGAACCACGGCUGCCACAGCGCCUAUCGCGCGGCCACCCACUGCAGGGCUGGUUCCACAGGCUCAGAACGCAGACAGUCGAGUGCAAAACCCAUUGGUGGCUACUGAAACACGGACGCCACAGGCCAACGAAGCUCGUGCUACUCUGCAGAAACCACAGAUGAGCAAAAGCAAGGCCACUGAUCCUGUCCAAAGUCCACCUUCCCAAAAGCAGUCAACUCGCGGAACCGCUGCUGCCACAGAGCCUACCGGUAUCGCACGGCCAUCUCCUCCAAAGCAGCCAACUGCCGCAGCACCCACUGCAGGGCUGCUCCCCCAAAAGCGGACAAUCGAUGAAACCAAGUCGACAGUACGAGCUCCUGUUGCUUGUCCAUCCACUCAUAGGCAUUCGGUUGAUCUAGCCCGAGCUGCCACAGUUCCUGUCGCAAGGCCAUCCCCUCCCAAGCAGAUGAAGGCUAUGGCACCGAAGCCGUCCACUUCAAAGCAGUCGACGGCCAAUCCUGCAGCAACCAUUGGGAAGCCUUCACAGCCGUCGAUGGAUACAGCCAAGGCUGCCGCACCAAUAAUUGUGAGGACGACCUCUCCACAGCAGUCGAUUGCAAAGCCGUCCACUUCCAAAUGGCCAACCAAUGCAGCCAACGCUACAGCAGCUGCUACUACAGCUCUGCUGUCCCCAAAGAAGCGUCCUUUGCAAGUUGAGGACGCCGCAGAUGCAGCUGACAAGGCAUCCACUCCCGCAAAGAAACGUCUUCGCGAAGACGGCGGCGCAGAGACGCAAACGCGAAACACAGUUCCCUCGACCAACCAGGAUCGCACAUCAACCCAAAGGCAAGAGGGAUCCACCCCUGUGCGACGCAGGAGGUUGGAGGAAUCCAAGUCCAACAACAACGAAAUAUUUGACUGCGUCGAACGGCUGUUUUUCGAUGCCGAUCCUCACAAAACCACGGUCGGAGAAAUUGUCGACAAAUGUGAAAAGAUCUUCGGAGCCAAGUUUUCGGAACGAAGGGAAAAGGACAUCGAGAAGUACUUGAUCACUUUGGCCCGGAAACACGUACACUUGUAGUGACCUAAUCAUUCUUCCGAGUCGAGUGGAAACAGUGGGGUCUCGGUCUCCAGCCAAUAUCUGAAGUGGCUCACCCUAUUUUUUUGUUUUUGAACCAGUUCUUCUACUAGUACGGUAGCCCAAGACAACCAUUGUUUUAUCAAAAUUUCCUGCUAGUAAAAACAUGUCUUGACU